Closterium sp. NIES-65 is the source of this 2184-nucleotide messenger RNA. NCBI's taxonomy places the organism in Eukaryota, Viridiplantae, Streptophyta, Zygnematophyceae, Desmidiales, Closteriaceae. The record is from the annotation of a GenBank genome assembly.
AUGCUCUGCAACCAUGCACGCCUGCACCUAUGCAACCAUGCACGCCUGCACCCAUGCAACCAUGCACGCCUGCACCCAUGCAACCAUGCACGCCUGCACCCAUGCAACCAUGCACGCCUGCACCCAUGCAACCAUGCACGCCUGCACCCAUGCAACCAUGCACGCCUGCACCCAUGCAACCAUGCACGCCUGCACCCAUGCAACCAUGCACGCCUGCACCCAUGCAACCAUGCACGCCUGCACCCAUGCAACCAUGCACGCCUGCACCCAUGCAACCAUGCACGCCUGCACCCAUGCAACCAUGCACGCCUGCACCCAUGCAACCAUGCACGCCUGCACCCAUGCAACCAUGCACGCCUGCACCCAUGCAACCAUGCACGCCUGCACCCAUGCAACCAUGCACGCCUGCACCCAUGCAACCAUGCACGCCUGCACCCAUGCAACCAUGCACGCCUGCACCCAUGCAACCAUGCACGCCUGCACCCAUGCAACCAUGCACGCCUGCACCCAUGCAACCAUGCACGCCUGCACCCAUGCAACCAUGCACGCCUGCACCCAUGCAACCAUGCACGCCUGCACCCAUGCAACCAUGCACGCCUGCACCCAUGCAACCAUGCACGCCUGCACCCAUGCAACCAUGCACGCCUGCACCCAUGCAACCAUGCACGCCUGCACCCAUGCAACCAUGCACGCCUGCACCCAUGCAACCAUGCACGCCUGCACCCAUGCAACCAUGCGCGCCUGCACCCAUGCAACCAUGCACGCCUGCACCCAUGCAACCAUGCACGCCUGCACUCAUGCAACCAUGCACGCCUGCACCCAUGCAACCAUGCGCGCCUGCACCCAUGCAACCAUGCACGCCUGCACCCAUGCAACCAUGCACGCCUGCACCCAUGCAACCAUGCACGCCUGCACCCAUGCAUGCCCUUGCCAUGUCUGCGCCUCCAUGAAUUCCCUCCCUCUGCCCUCCCUCUGCCCUCCCUCUGCCCUCCCUCUGCCCUCCCUCUGCCCUCCCUCUGCCCUCGCUCUGCCCUCCCUCUGCCCUCCCUUUACCCUCCCUUUCCCCUCUCUGCCCUCUCGCUGCAGGACGCAUUGAGUCUGACCGCCAUGGACACCUCACAGCAACCUGAGUGGGCAGCGGCAGUGGCUGCCGCCUGCUCUGCUCUCUCUACCGCUGCUGCUUCCCUGCCGCCUCUGGUGGAAGGACAGGAGGGGGCGCAGGGAGGAGGGGGUGAAGGGGAGGCGAGCAGAGGAAGAGAAGGAGGUGCAAUCAGGUCACUUCUUCCAGACACAGCCACACUGCAGCGGUGGGCAGCGCUGAUGGGAAACAACGUGCAUGGCAUGGGCGCACACGGCCCUCUCAACACCGACACGGCUCUCGGCCUCUUCCCCUUCGUUUCCAUGCUCAACCACUCCUGCCGCCCUAACUGCUGCUUUGCCUCACAGGGCAACACCAUGGUGGUGAGGGCUACGACCCACAUCGACAAGGGCACAGAGCUGUGUGUGUCCUACAUCAACCUGUACGAGAGCAGGGAGAGCCGGCAGCAGCAGCUGCUGGAGUCCAAGCACUUCAUCUGUGCGUGCGACCGGUGCUCCGAGCCCCUCGCUCUCUCCUCCGACCGCCUCCUAGAGGGGGUUCUUUGUCGCAGCAGCGGCUGCACAGGCACUCUCUAUCGCACCUCUCCCCGCCGCUUCCACCCCUCCUCUGCCUCCCCCGCACCUGUCGCCUCCCCCUCUGCCCCGCCACUGUCUGCGAACGAGGGAAGAUUGACGCGGGCGGCCGUGCAGCAGUGCAUGGCGCUGUAUGAGAGUCCGCACCGUGACUCCAAGGCGUGCCUGGCUGCCCUCUCCUCCUUCCAGUCCACAUUCUCCAAAACACUGCACCCGCGCCACGUGCUGCUAUUCGACAGUCUGACCCCAUCGCUGAACUGCGCCCGAGCCCUCUCGGACUACACACAGGCCAUGCGCCACGCACUGGCCCUCGUGGAUGGGCUCUCUGCCAUGGCGCCCUCUGCUGUGCUCGAAGCUGCCAACUUCGCCCAUGCUGCCAGUGAACUCGCUGCACUGCGUGCUGCAUCCGCUGCUCCUGCCCUUGAGCACCGACUCACCAAACAGAGUGAGGAGUGGGCGAGCAAGACAAGGGAGCUGCGCAUUGUUGGGCUGGGAGUCGACAAUGUCGCCUGA